Molecule: messenger RNA, 1983 nt
Organism: Pipra filicauda (Wire-tailed manakin)
Lineage: Eukaryota; Metazoa; Chordata; Aves; Passeriformes; Pipridae
Product: aquaporin-12-like
Exons: 3
Coding region: 178-1215 (345 amino acids)
Biological process (GO): transmembrane transport
Cellular component (GO): cytoplasm; membrane
Molecular function (GO): channel activity
Source: RefSeq, a predicted model, not a curated record
AGACCUGGCAGCUCUGGGGAGCUGCUGGGGGCUCUCAAGUGUGAAUGCUGUGCUUGGGGUCCCAGCGGGAAUAAAACCGGCACCUCCUUCCUGGGACAAACACCGUGUUGGCUGCUCCAGCUGCUGUGAUUCCAUCAGCUCCUGGAGGCAGCUGGCAUUGCCCUGCAGAGGCCACACAUGUGGCAUUUCCCAGGCCUGUCAGGCUGUGCCACGUUUGCUUACACGGAGCUUUAUAAAGAGGAGCUGCGGGAGCUUCCUCUGCUCCUUCCCAGGGUUUGGUCCGGACUCUCCCCCAGCACAGCCCUCACUAUGGGCACCCUCAAUGUCUCCAUUGCUUUUUUUUUCCUGGUUGUUGGGAUGUGCCAGGUGCUCAGGUGGCUUUCCAAGAGGCUCCUGUCUCCCAGAGCGUAUGGCUGCCUUGCCAGAGAACUUGCUGGCUCGUUACAGUUGUGCAUGAGCUGCCUGGAGCUGAGGAUGCUGAUGGAGAUCGGCCCAUGGGGGGGUGGCUUUGGCCUGGACAUGGUCUUGACUCUGCUCUUCCUUCUCUUCGCUGUUCAUGGCGCCUCUUUUGAUGGAGCAUCUGCCAACCCAACUGUCUCUGUCCAGGAGUUCCUGCUGCUCGAGUCCAGUCUCGCAGCCACAGCUGCCAAGCUGCUGGCCCAGGGCGUGGGCACGGGGACAGGCUGGGCUGUCACCAAGCUCUUCUGGUCCUGGGAGCUGACACAGUUCCACUUCAUCCAGAGCCUGAUCUCAUCGGAGUGCAGCUCCUCCAUCCACACCUCCCUGCCCCACGCUGCCCUCGUGGAAGGCACCUGCUCUUUCCUGUUCCACCUCGUCCUCCUCAAGUCACGUCAGAGUCACCCCCUCUGCCGGGUCCCUGCGCUGGCAGCGACCGUCACCUUCCUGACCUACACAGCCGGAUCAUUCACAGGGGCCUUCUUCAACCCUGCCCUGGCCACAGCCACCACCUUCCACUGCACAGGGAACAGCUUCUGGGACUACAUCCAGGUUUACUGGCUGGGGCCCCUCGCAGGGAUGUUUGCUGCCCUCCUGCUGUACCAGGGCAACAUCCCACGGCUCUUCCAGAAAAACCUCCUCUACAGCCAGAAGAGCAAAUACAAGAUACCCAAGGUGAAGGUGACAGUGCACGAGGAGGGUGAUGAACCGAAGAGGAAGAGGAAGGGGGGGAAGAGCAACACCGAGCCUCGUGCCUGAGCCAUGGGGCAGAGGGGUCCUGGCAGUCCCUCUCCUGGGAUAGGGUUUCCAGGCAUGGAAGAUUUUGCUGCUCAUCCUGCAUGUUCAGUCCCUACCACCGGGUGAGACUGUUCUAAAGCAUCGCAAAGGAAUCCUUGCAGGAUGUCCAAGUCCCUGAGCUCCUUUGGGAAUAGCUUUGAGAGACUCCCUGGAGAGCCCGAAAUGUUCCAAGCCUUCGUUGUUAGCUCGGUGAGAAAAAAACUAACACUUUUGCAUAAAUUGCUAAUUGUAUUGCCAGGAAGCUCCCAGAAAGACUAUUACAUGGGCAGGCUUGAGCAACCCUGGGUUAUUGCAUUGUGCAACGCCUGAAAUAACCUCACUGGGUCUCUUGCAGCCAUAAAACCAAAGUAUAAACUAGUAACUGCCUUGGAAACUUAGGAUGGGCAGUAAGCAGGCUUUGAUCUUUCGAGUUAUUAAUGAACUUUGGUCAAAGUGGUGGGGUUUGAGUCAGACUUGAACUGAGGAUGUUGAGUUGCACAGGCUGAACCUGGCAGGUCUUGGAGAGGAAUUAAAAAUGCUCCAAGGCGAGUUCACUGGCCACGGGAGACCCUGCUCCUCUGGGGGUGUGCUUGGCCAGGGUUUUGGUGCUGUAAAACAUCAAGAAAUGGUGCACAAAGGGUCUGUGGUGAGGAAAAAAAAAAGACCCAGGCAGCCAGUGUGGUUGAGCAAGUGCAUCCCUGGGCUCCGUUUCUUGUCUGUGUGAAAUAUUCCUAAAGAUAAAAUUGUGGU